AUGUUUCGUGUGACAAGCAUCAACACGAGACCUCCUGUGUAUAGCCGAAUCUCCUUUUCUGAUCCACCGCGUUGAACAAUGGCGUUUUAUGUGUGCUCCUCUCCACUCCACCGCUAAGUUGCCGAGUGUUUUAUUUUGGUGCUGGAGAUGAUAACAUUUCACACAUUCAUCCUGUCUUUUCUCUUUCUUCCUCCUACGGGCACCUCAUGUUGGUUUAGAUCUUGCGUAUAG
Hydatigera taeniaeformis is the source of this 231-nucleotide messenger RNA. NCBI's taxonomy places the organism in Eukaryota, Metazoa, Platyhelminthes, Cestoda, Cyclophyllidea, Taeniidae. The record is from the annotation of a GenBank genome assembly.